AUGCACACUUUUCGAUCCCCAAAAAAGAUCCUCUUGAGACAUGUAAAUAAUGACGAUAAUAAAAGAGCAGAAGACUUUUAUACAUUACACGGAGAAGACGAAUUGCCAUUGUGUUUGGAACGUGGAUACAAUGGUAUAACAACAGCCGAGUUUCCUUGUAGCACAUUUGUCAGAAUUGUUGGUUCAUGUUAUGGAACUUUCUUUUUGAAGAUUAAUAAUAGUUUGAGCCUAUGGAACCCUUCAAUUAGGCACAAACUAAGUGUGCCUAAAUGUCCUCAGAAACCUGAUGAACUUGAAACAUUCCCUUGGGCAGGGAUUGGGUUAGGAUUCGACCUAAUGAGUGAUGAUUAUAAAAUUGUGUGGAUAUCAGAGUCAAGAAAAAGUUCAUUUGUUUAUGCGGUGAAAACGGGUGCUUGGUGUGAGAUUGCCUCCCCUACACCUCAGUUUUCUUAUGUGUUAGAUGAUGCCUUGUUUUUCAAUGGAGUGUUGCAUUGGGAGGUACAUCGUGAUCAUAUCAAAUCACAAGACAUAUACCUUCCUUCUUAUAUACUGACAUUCGAUUUGAGCACUCAUGUUUUUGGCAUGAUUCGGUUGCUUGAACCUGGUUGGUGUUGGAGAACAACAGAACUAACAACCAUCCAAGGUUCUCUAGCUUUGAUUUCUUAUCGUAUGGAUGUUGAUGAUACUUGGAUUCGGGUAUGGAGAGAUGCUUCUUGGUAUGUGGUUUUUAAAUUAGGAACAAAUCAACUUCCAAUUGAAGGAGCUUUGCAAUUGAAACCACAACCGACCAUCAAUGAUGGUGAUUUGUUGCUCAAAACUUUUGAGGAAGGGGUCCAAGUUUAUAAUCCCAAGACGCGGGUGCGAUCAAGAGUAGUCAACUUCAAUGUUGCUUCUUACGUAAUAAACUUUUUUGAGUAUGUCGAAACCCUUCAUUUGUUAGACAAAUCAACCAUCUGA
This is a messenger RNA of Lactuca virosa, 957 nucleotides long. The record is from the annotation of a GenBank genome assembly. Lineage: Eukaryota; Viridiplantae; Streptophyta; Magnoliopsida; Asterales; Asteraceae.